AUGCCGCUCGUAGAGAAUGACCAGAUCAAGUCGGCAUCGCUGCACAACCCUCUGCCGCUCACCCUCCACACUUACGUCUGGCCCUUCCUCGUAAUAUGGCCCAUCUUCUUCGCCUUCUACCUCUCCCCGGAACGGUAUGAGAAGCACAUCAACGGUCAGGAAUGGACUUUUGUCUGGUCAGGAAGCAUCGUAACCGCCCAGUCGCUGAUAUGGCUAUCGACCCACUGGAAUGUCAACCUCAGAUCGCUCUUCACCGCCACCAAGGCGAAGGACGUUCGCAGCGCAACCCUCAUCAAGGUCAUACCUGUGGCGAACGCCGGCCAGCCAGAGAUAUGCCAGCUCAGGCGUGACAACGUAGCUGGAAAGCAAAGCCUGUCGUUCCUUUUCCAGAAGCGGCGCUUUCUGUACGAUCCUGAGAAGGGCACCUUUGCCCCGCUAGCAUACGCUCUAGACCAAGAACCCAAGCCCCUCCUCAAGACCUUUCAGCAAUCUCGCGGCUUGACUUCGCCAGCCGAUAUCGAAAGACUCCAGCAACACUACGGCGACAAUGCCUUCGACAUUCCCGUACCUACCUUCACCGAGCUCUUCAAGGAGCACGCCGUUGCGCCCUUCUUCGUCUUCCAGGUCUUCUGUGUCGGGCUGUGGAUGCUGGACGACUACUGGUACUAUUCGCUGUUCACGCUCUUCAUGUUGGUCGCCUUCGAAAGUACAGUGGUCUGGCAACGGCAGCGGACCCUGAACGAGUUCCGGGGCAUGAGCAUCAAACCAUAUGAUAUCUGGGUGUAUAGGGAGAACAGAUGGCAAGAGACGCAAAGCGACAAGCUGCUGCCUGGCGAUCUGGUGUCCGUGGGACGGACCAAGGAGGACAGCGGCGUCGCUUGUGACAUGUUACUCGUCGAAGGCACUGCCAUCGUCAACGAAGCUAUGCUGUCUGGUGAAAGCACGCCAGUCCUCAAGGACUCCAUACAACUGCGGCCGAGAGACGCGAACAUUGAGCCUGAAGGCCUCGACAAGAACUCCUUCCUCUUUGGCGGUACAAAGGUCCUGCAAAUCACCCAUGGAGUAACCAGCGACGACGCUCCUGAGACUGUGCCUCAAUUGGCUUCCGGUGUACCACCUCCGCCCGACCAUGGCGCGAUGGCUAUAGUUGUCAAGACAGGCUUCGAGACUAGCCAAGGAAGUCUCGUCCGCACCAUGAUCUACUCGACUGAACGUGUUUCCGCGAACAACGUCGAGGCGCUGUUCUUCAUCCUGUUCCUCCUCAUCUUCGCCAUUGCCGCUUCGUGGUACGUCUGGCAGGAGGGUGUGGCCAGGGACCGGAAGCGAUCCAAGCUUCUGCUCGAUUGCGUCCUGAUCAUCACCAGCGUUGUGCCUCCGGAGCUGCCGAUGGAGCUCAGUCUGGCAGUGAACACCAGUCUCGCUGCGCUCAGCAAGUACGCCAUUUUCUGCACCGAGCCAUUCCGUAUCCCCUUCGCAGGGCGCGUGGACGUAGCAUGCUUUGAUAAGACAGGCACUCUGACUGGAGAGGACCUCGUCGUUCAUGGCAUAGCUGGUCUUUCACUUGGCCAAGCCGACGCCAAAUCCGAACCUGAUGGCGCUCAGAUCGAACUCACUCCGCUUGCAAAUGUCGUCCCUGAGACCGCCGUCACCCUUGCUACCGCGCAUGCACUCGUCAAACUGGAAGACGGCGACAUUGUUGGCGAGCCUAUGGAAAAAGCGACGCUCGUCUCUCUUGGGUGGACUUUGGGCCGCAAUGAUGUCUUGACAAGCAAGGCCAACACUGCCGCGAGUGGAGCUGCCUAUGCGACCCAUGCCGAUACAGUGCAGAUCAAGAGGCGGUUCCAGUUCUCGUCUGCGUUGAAACGGCAAAGCUCCAUUGCUACAGUGUUGACCACCAACAGGCAGACACAAAGGAAGACCAGGAGUACGUUCGUUGGUGUCAAAGGCGCACCUGAAACGAUCCGAAAGAUGCUGACCAAAACGCCGCCGAAGUAUGAAGAGACGUUCAAGUAUUUUACAAGAAAUGGCUUCCGUGUCUUGGCCCUUGCUUACAAGUAUCUGUCCACCGAGGCCGAACUUGGGCAAUCCAGGAUAAAUGACCUUAAACGUGAAGACGUGGAGAAAGAUCUGACCUUCGCUGGGUUUCUUGUCCUACAGACACCGCUCAAGGAUGAUGCUAAGAGCUCGGUUCGCAUGCUCAACGAGAGCAGCCAUCGUGUCAUCAUGAUCACCGGCGACAACUCGCUCACAGCGGUCCACGUCGCGCGGCAAGUUGAGAUUGUUGACAGGGAUGUCCUAAUUCUGGACGCUCCUGAAAACGACGAGUCUGGAGAUAAUCUGGUAUGGCAUAGCACGGAUUACAAGACCAACAUUCCGGUCGACCCGACAGCACCUCUGGACGCAGAAAUUCUGAGGAUGAAAGACCUUUGCGUCACUGGUUACGCAUUGGCAAAGUUCAAAGACCAGCAAGCCUGGCGCGACCUUAUACGCCACACUUGGGUUUACGCUCGCGUCUCACCGAAGCAGAAAGAAGAGAUCUUGAUCGGACUCCGAGACGCUGGCUACACUACGCUCAUGGCUGGUGACGGCACCAACGACGUGGGUGCCUUGAAGCAAGCCCACAUCGGUGUUGCGCUGCUUAAUGGAACGCGAGACGACCUUGAUAAAAUUGCAGAAAACUUCCGGAACACCAAGAUGAAGGAGAUUUAUGAAAAGCAGUGCAACAUGAUGAAGCGAUUCAACCAGCCUACUCCUCCGGUUCCGGUCAUGAUCGCCCACCUCUAUCCUCCUGGUCCGACCAACCCGCACUACGAGAAAGCGAUGCAGCGUGAGGCUGACAAGAAGGCGGCGAAAGGGGGAGCGGUAAGUGCGAACGGCAAGCCGGAAGCAAAUGGUACCCCAGCACCCAAGGCGCAAGGCGGCCAAGCUUUACAACAAGCUCAGCCUCCACAGAAUCAGCGCGAGCUGCGUCAACAAAAGGCACAGCAAACGAUGCAGGGCUUGAACGAGAAGCUCACAUCGUCGAUGAUGGAUGCGGAACUUGACGAGAACGAGCCUCCGACGAUCAAGCUUGGCGAUGCCUCUGUCGCCGCUCCCUUUACCAGCAAGCUAGCCAACGUCGUCGCCAUUCCCAACAUCAUCCGCCAAGGCCGCUGCACUCUCGUAGCAACGAUUCAGAUGUACAAGAUCCUCGCGCUGAACUGCCUCAUCAGCGCCUACAGUUUGAGUGUGCUCUACCUGGACGGCAUCAAGUUUGGCGACGGUCAAGUGACUAUCAGCGGCAUGAUGAUGAGCGUCUGCUUCCUAUCCAUCUCUCGCGCCAAGCCCGUCGAAAGCCUCUCCAAAGAACGUCCCCAACACAAUAUCUUCAACCCUUACAUCAUCGGCUCCGUGCUUGGCCAAUUUGCCAUCCACAUCGCGACGCUAAUCUACAUCUCUCGCUACGUGCAGCGCACCGAGCCCAAGAACCCGGACGUGGACCUCGAAGGCGAGUUCGAGCCCUCGCUGCUCAACUCAGCCAUCUACCUCCUGCAGCUCAUCCAGCAGAUCAGCACCUUCGCCAUCAACUACCAAGGCCGGCCCUUCCGCGAGUCCAUCCGCGAGAACAAGGGCAUGUACUGGGGCCUUGUGCUCGUGACGGGAGUCGCGUUCAGCUGCGCGACGGAGUUUGUGCCGGAGAUUAACGAGAAGUUGAAGCUUGUGCCGUUUUCUACAGAGUUCAAGGUUACGCUUACGAGUGUGAUGAUCAUUGACUAUGUGGGGUGCUGGAUUGUGGAGAACGUGUUCAAGAGGCUAUUCAGUGACUACAGGCCGAAGGAUAUUGCGGUCAGGAGGCCGGAUCAGAUUGAGAAGGAGGAGGAGAGGAAGAGGGUUGAGGCUGAGGAGAGAGAGGCCGAGGCUGAGGCGAAGAGGAGUGGGUAG
This is a messenger RNA of Coniosporium apollinis CBS 100218, 3921 nucleotides long. Its product is annotated as cation transporting ATPase. The record is from RefSeq and is a predicted model, not a curated record. Gene Ontology annotation, cellular component: endoplasmic reticulum membrane. The coding region runs from base 1 to 3921 and encodes 1306 amino acids. Gene Ontology annotation, molecular function: ATP hydrolysis activity; ATP binding; P-type ion transporter activity. NCBI's taxonomy places the organism in Eukaryota, Fungi, Ascomycota, Dothideomycetes. The transcript has 2 exons. Gene Ontology annotation, biological process: intracellular calcium ion homeostasis.